Sardina pilchardus (European sardine) is the source of this 3361-nucleotide messenger RNA. It is a transcript of the gene b3galt2, whose product is annotated as UDP-Gal:betaGlcNAc beta 1,3-galactosyltransferase, polypeptide 2. Gene Ontology annotation, molecular function: N-acetyl-beta-D-glucosaminide beta-(1,3)-galactosyltransferase activity. Gene Ontology annotation, cellular component: Golgi membrane. The transcript is spliced from 2 exons. NCBI's taxonomy places the organism in Eukaryota, Metazoa, Chordata, Actinopteri, Clupeiformes, Clupeidae. The record is from RefSeq and is a predicted model, not a curated record. The coding region runs from base 1264 to 2604 and encodes 446 amino acids.
CCGGAGUCUGUCAGCAGCUGGUUUUUUCCCAGCCCCUCUGCCACCAGAGGAGGAGAGAGAAGAGGAGGGAGAAGGAAGCCCUUCCCUUUGGCCAGCCCCGAACCAAAACAGAGGAGCCGUUUUCCUUUGUGCCACAGUCAAGCUGUUUUGUUUUUUAUUCUGUUUCCUCUUUUUUUUUGGUUUCUUCCUUUUAGCUGGGAGGAGAAAAGGGACUAGGCAAAUACAACCAUCUUUAACAUCAGUGCUGAGGCUGCUUUUGCCUGCUGCUAGUUCUGCUGACUGCCUUGCUUGUCUGUCUGGAGAGAGAUUAAUAUCAGAUGCGCACCGCACACACACUGGGGAGAGGGGCAGAGAGAGAGAAAGGAAGGAUGCUGAAGUUUUUUCCCCUCAUUUUCUGCACUUCUUUUUUUAACCCUUAUCUGUUUUCCUUGUGGGAAAGACGGCGCGAGGUAGAGAGGGAUUGACCAUGCUGGCCGAGACGGAGUAGAAGUAGAAGAAGUGCGAGCUCAUAGGCAAGCAGGAGGCAAUCAAAGCAAAGCGAGCGAGAGCACAGGAAAUGAUCGCCCCGGAACGAGUGCAGCAGAUGGACGAGCUUCUACGCCAAGACUGAUGCAGGCAGGACCGAGCCGCUGCUGAUGUGUGCCGAUGAUUAGGGGAGAGGGGAAAAGAGCACAUUAUCCCAGAUUAAUCUUUUUUCAUUUCCAGCGGUAGUGGCAGAGAGGAGGAGAAGGAGGAGGAGGAGAGGGAGGGGGGCUGGGGAGAUGGCGUGCGGACUGUGUCGACAGACGGCUCCAACAUCACUUUGACUGCUUGCUACGAAUGGAGAUAACGAAGACACUCAUCUGAGGGUGGAGCGCGCACGAGAGAGAGAGAGAGAGCGAAAAGCGAGCAAGCGAGAGAGAGAGAGCGAGAGAAACGAGCGAGGCAGUAAGGCGGAGGGAGCCAGCGAGACGACUGUCCCUCAGAGGAAGACGCUGUUGCGUGUCCCCCCCGCAGCAUGCACGCCUGCCACUCUCCACAGCAUCAGCCGCAGCAGCACUUCCUGGCAGUUCUCAUGACCAGCGUGUCACUUCCCUCCUAGCUCCACCGGUGGCGGGGGCGGAGAGGAGCGGGAGUGAAAGCGCGGGGGACCGAGGGAGCCCUGAGACCGACCCAUCUGCCAGCAGAAAUCACCCUCGGGCUGUUUUUUUCGUCGCGAUCGCGCAUGUUUGACGCGAUUGGAUGUGACCGCCACGUUUUGCCACAGCGGUCCCUCCGUGCACCAUGCAGUGGCGUCGGCGGCAGCACUGCUGCCUGGCCAAGAUGACCUGGAGCUGCAAGCGCUCGCUCUUCCGCACCCACGUGGUGGGGCUGCUGUCGCUGGCCUCGCUCUCGGCCACCGUGCUCUUCCUCAGCCAACAGGACUGGCUGCCGGGCCACGCGGGCCUCCGCGAGAACCCCGUCGCCUACACCGUGCAGCAGCAGCAGCAGCAGCAGCAGCACGCUAGCGGCUUCACGCGGCCGCGCAGCGACGGCAACCAGAGCGCGGCGCGCGGCGUCUGGAGAGCGGAGGCGGGUGGGGCCGCGCCCCCCAAGCCCCCCGCCAACCUGAGCAGCCACCCGGCCGCCGAGCCCCUGCCGCUGGCCGCCGAGCUGAGCCUGGAGGACUCGCUGAGCACCAACAGCAGCAGCCUGGGGGGCGAGAUGGGCGUGGGCGGCCGGCUAGCCGCGCAGCCGUACCGCUACGUGCUCAACGAGCCGCACAAGUGCCGCGACGGCGCCGCGCCCUUCCUGGUGCUGCUGAUCGCCGCCGAGCCGGCCCAGGCCGACGCCCGCCACGCCAUCCGCCGCACGUGGGGCAACGAGAGCGCGGCGGAGGCGGCCGGCCUGGGCUUCGUGCGCCUCUUCCUGCUCGGCGCCACCGGCCCGGCCGCGGCCCGCACGCAGAGCGCCAUCGAGGACGAGAGCCGGCAGUUCCACGACAUCAUCCAGCAGGAGUACCUGGACACCUACUACAACCUGACCAUCAAGACGCUCAUGGGCAUGAACUGGGUGGCCACGCACUGCCCGCACGCCAGCUACGUGAUGAAGACCGACAGCGACAUGUUUGUCAACACCGAGUAUCUCAUCCAGAAGCUCCUCAAGCCCGACCUGCCGCCCAGGAGGAACUAUUUCACCGGCUACCUGAUGCGGGGCUACGCGCCCAACCGCAACAAGGACAGCAAGUGGUACAUGCCCUCCGAACUCUACUCCAGCGAGCGCUACCCCAUCUUCUGCUCGGGCACGGGCUACGUGUUCUCGGGGGACCUGGCGGAGAAGAUCUACCAGGCCUCGCUGAGCAUCCGCCGGCUGCACCUGGAGGACGUGUACGUGGGCAUCUGCCUGGCCAAGCUGCGCAUCGACCCCACGCCGCCGCCCAACGAGUUCCUCUUCAACCACUGGCGCGUGUCCUACUCCAGCUGCAAGUACAGCCACCUCAUCACCUCGCACCAGUUCCUGCCCAACGAACUUCUCAAGUACUGGAACCACCUGCAGAGCAACAAGCACAACGCAUGCGUCAACAUGGCCAAGGAGAAGAACGCGCGCUACCGCCACCGGAGGCUGCACUCAGACAAGUUCUUAUGAUAACUGGCAGCAGGGUCAGGAUUGGCGGAUGUGACAAAGGUCAAAGGUCAAACACAGAAUAGGAAAAAGGUGACAUGUUUUUCUCCAAGCUCAGCACCCCACUGAAUAGGCAACAGCACAGUGUUUUUGGUAUUGUGUACAGUCGACUAAAACUAUUUUUUUAAUUUGAGACAGAUGUUAUGUAUUGUGAAUCUGUAACUCUUUUUAAAAGGGCAGUGUAAUACAUGUGCAAUAUUGAGCAUGCACAAAAACAAAAGGAAAAAAAUGUACAUAACUAUAUACAGUAAAUAUAUAUAAUAUAUCUACAAUGGUGGUUUUAAUCAUAUCAGGUGCCAACAAGGAUAUUUGUGGUGAGGCUGUCAAUAUUUUCCUGGAAAUUUUAAUUUGGUCUAUGCACAGUUAUACCACACUGGGUCCAAUUUGAUUGAGUAUACUUGUUUUGGCUUACUACAAUGGAAUAGUGAAAAAGAUAAUUGCAUGAAAUGGGGAUAUACCCUCUGCAACCACUUCUAGUGUGUGACAUUCCAAAAAGCAGGACCCAAGGUUGAUUUCUAAACUGCCCAGAACACACCAAAUGAUCGUCUACCUGAGAAACGACAUGGUCAAAUCGUUAUUAUACACAGUAUUUAAACACAGAGUGUAUUGUUCUAUACCAAUGCUGUCAGAUAUAUUAUAUUGAGAUUGUAUUUUUCAGAGCUUUACAUUUGCACUCGGGGAAGUGUGAAGUGAGAAUUAUUGAUUAAAUGUAUUUCCUCCA